Molecule: messenger RNA, 1926 nt
Organism: Aphanomyces astaci
Lineage: Eukaryota; Oomycota; Saprolegniomycetes; Saprolegniales; Verrucalvaceae
Exons: 10
Coding region: 30-1841 (603 amino acids)
Source: RefSeq, a predicted model, not a curated record
GCAAACGACGUCGCCGGGCCACUGCAAACAUGACAAGCUUGCAAGCUAUUGCACAAAGCAUUGGCAACGCCAAGAACACCGAGAUCGAUGAGAUCGAAGAUGAGACACAUGCCGAUGUUGGGCCUAAACAAGUCACGUUGAAACAAGUUGCCCACGACAUAGACGCAGAUGGUGGCGUCGUUGGAGAGGACAUCAAAUCACCACCAGACUCUGAUAGCCAGCCCCCAACGUCACUCAAAAGUGUUGCCAGUGCCCAACGGAUGAGUUUGGCAGACUUUGCAAAACAACAACAGCAGAACGUGUCCACUCCGAAUGCUGGGAAACCCUCGAAUGAGGCUGCAUUGGACCGACCACCCAGUCUUGUCGACGUGGCUAAGUCCACCGUCAAUGAACAGUCGUCGAGUCGCGUAAGUUUAAUGGACGUGGCCAACUCCAAAAGUUCUAGCCUCCUGGAGGUGGCCACUUCCAGACCUCGAACGAGUUUGCUGGAAUCUGUGCAGAAACAACAAGUGGCAGACGGGGCCUCUCUCGUAGAAAUUGCGAAGGCUAACAAGGCCAAACAAACGUCGACCGUGGCCAAAGUUCUGGGGUCCAUUGCCCGAGAAGAAAGCCAGGUCAUAGGCAACCACAUCGAGGCCACGAUGAAGCAAGUGCGGGACGAAGUACGGCGCGAGCAAAACCAGGACGCCCACGACGCACUGCAAAGUGCCGUUCGAGACGUGCAGUAUGAAGACGAGUUUGACUACGAGUCGUCUGCGGACAAAAUCAACCGGGCCGUCGACAUCCUCGUGCAAAAGGCGCAGCAGCCAGCCGACUUGCCGCUGCGUCCAACCAUGUCGGUAGACCGAGAUGUCCUGCGUAGCCGACAAGGGCGAGGCCUGCAACACACCGGCCCAACCGUGAAGUCUCGACAGAACAAGCUGUCGUCGCAUCAGCUCAACCAGUUGACGGAAACGCAAAAGCGACUGCUGUAUGCGACACUGGUCGAGCACAAGUCACCGAAUAAUCGGCAACGAGACAACCAGGCGCACAUGGAGUACAUCAACCGCAUCGCAAAGCCAGUCAAGCCAAAAAACCGAAGGGGCAAGGAACAAUACGCGCGAGAAUCGGACCGACGCCAUUGCAAAUUCAAACCCCGCGUGGGCCGCGGGUCGGCCGAGUCUGGACGGCGGAGCGACGGUGACGACGACGAUGACAAUGCCAAAGACAACCAAGAUUUCAUUCGGCGCAUGGAAGCUGCCGAGAAGGCUAAGCUCGACGGCAUCCAACGCCAACGUGCAGAGCGAGUGUACCUUGCUAAGCUGGACAAAAAGGAAUGCCCCAAGUGCGGCAACCCCCAAUCGUACUCGGAAGUCCAGCAGAAGCGCAAGCAGUGUCCGAACUGCGGCGUCACGUAUCGAUCUCGCCUCGCCUGGGGGGACAUUUCAAGCGAGUUCUUUGAGCGGGUGGACUUGAGCGAAGAGCAACGCGUGCGCCAUCUGGAGCAACUGAGCGCCGAUCGAACGCCUUGUUUUCGCGUUUCGGACAAACGAGUGUUUGACAAGCGACACAACCGCAUGGUCAGGGCCAAGCCAUUGACAUGGGAAGAGGUAGAGCUUGACUUUUUGACGCGAGUGCAGUUGGAUGCGACGAACCGCAUCACGAAUCGACAAGAGCUGGAGCAAAAGUUCUACGGGUCGUUCACGUAUCACCCACACAUCACGGCCCUCGCCAAACGAAUGGACUAUAUUCGAUUUGAAGAUCGUAUGCAGCAGGACAUUGACCAGCGCGUCGUGCGCAAAGAGCAGAAUCAAAUCACGGCCGAGUCCCGAGCCUUGUAUCGGUCCACAACAACGAUGUAAACAACACUACGUUGCGUUGUACAUACAUUCUGCAUAGUGGUUAAAAGAAGGAAAAGGGCAAAGACGAUAUUAUUGUGCUUUCGAG